AUGGACAAGCGGAAGCGAGACAGCAGCCCAGCAGCAGAGCAUCCAGCCAAGCGGCCCUGCACCACCUCUGGCUCUCAGCGUGGAGGCGAGGAACCAUCCCGGCCAGAGGUACACGCUGGCCAGCCACAAAGGAGCACCAGUCCCCAGCCGUCCACCUCUGGCUCGCAGCAGCACCCUGAAGAGCCACAGAUAAGUCCCAGCCUCUGGCCGUCCACCUCAGACUAUGAUUCAGAUUCUGUUAUAGAUUUCAAUAUCGAUUCAGUUUCAGACUCAGAUUCAGAUUAUGAGUCAGAUUCUCUUUUAGAUUUCUGUUUCGAUACCGAUUUAGACUCAGAAUCAUACUCUGAUUUCCAGAGCGAGAGGAGCUCCAGCCCCCCGAUGUCCAACUCUGCUGUGCAACUAGACCAGGCCCAGCAAGUGAGGACUUCCCAGCAAUCCCCCUCCCAGGAGGAGGUACCCGAGGACCCGCCAGGGAUGAGCGCCGAGCCUGAGCCACCCCCCCCUGGUUUGCAGCGUGGCAUGCAGCAGGAGGAGCCAAUCCAGCCCGUCAUGCACUUCCCGUCUGGAUUUCCACACUCCGGGGAUGUUGAGAUCCUCACUGCCUCGCUGCUAACUCAGUUCUCCUGA
Messenger RNA from Amphiprion ocellaris (clown anemonefish), 627 nucleotides. RefSeq names its product clumping factor B-like. The record is from RefSeq and is a predicted model, not a curated record. The transcript is spliced from 6 exons. The coding region runs from base 1 to 627 and encodes 208 amino acids. Lineage: Eukaryota; Metazoa; Chordata; Actinopteri; Pomacentridae.